AUGCUCUUAAAUGAGACACAUCUGAAACCAAACAAAAAGUUCAAAAUAGCAAACUACUCUGUUUAUAGAAAAGAUAGGCUUCAUAAUAUUGGUGAAGGCACAGCUAUCAUUGCAAAAAAUUCAAUUAAGCACAUAGAAUACUUACUGCCUGAUUUCAAUAGUACUGAAGCGUGCGCUUGUCUCGCUUACAAUAAUAACCAUACCCCUUAUUUAAUUGUCUCUGUGCAUAAACCGCCUCAGAAAAUCCUCAACACUGCUGAAAUAGAAUAUAUUUGUAAUUUAGGUUAUCCAACCAUUAUAGCUGGUGACUUAAAUUGUAAGCACCCUGCCUGGAACUCCAGAUUCACAAACAGCAAUGGUAUCAGGCUCUACAAUUACAUGCUAAAUUCUGCAAUCAAUAUCAUGGCUACCACUGAUCCUACUCACAUUAGUUCUCACUACAAUCAUACUCCUGAUGUCCUAGACAUUCUCCUUACCUGUAAUAUUCCACAGAUUCCUGACUUAACCAAUUUAAAAAAGCUUGAUUCUGAUCAUACUCCUAUCAUGUUCACCUUAUAUAAUUUCAUCCAUUACAUGCCUCCCAACCCCACCAAAGUCAGUUGGGUGGAUUUCAAAUAUAUCCUCGACAAUAGCAUCUCUGCAACCACUAAAAUGACUACUACUAAUUUAAUUGAAGACACCACUGAGAAACUAAAUACUAAAAUCCUUGAAGCCAUUAAUAAAGCCACUUCUAAUAUUGAGAAAAAAGAUUACUCGCUUACUCAUCACAUAAAAGAAGAAAUCAAGAAAAAGAAUAGACUUAGAAAAAUCUGGCAGAGAACCAGAGAUCCCAGAGACAAUGCUAAUUAUAAACGUGCUUAUUACCAUGUCCAGAAGCUCGUUACAGAUCAUAAGCAAGACAGAUGGAAUGACUAUGUUGAAAGUCUUUCUCAUACUGACCAUUCUGAAUGA
Stegodyphus dumicola is the source of this 951-nucleotide messenger RNA. RefSeq lists its product as uncharacterized. Lineage: Eukaryota; Metazoa; Arthropoda; Arachnida; Araneae; Eresidae. The record is from RefSeq and is a predicted model, not a curated record.